This is a messenger RNA of Parathielavia appendiculata, 1590 nucleotides long. RefSeq names its product general substrate transporter. Bases 1 to 1590 code for a protein of 529 amino acids. NCBI's taxonomy places the organism in Eukaryota, Fungi, Ascomycota, Sordariomycetes, Sordariales, Chaetomiaceae. Gene Ontology annotation, molecular function: transmembrane transporter activity. The record is from RefSeq and is a predicted model, not a curated record. Gene Ontology annotation, biological process: transmembrane transport. Gene Ontology annotation, cellular component: membrane. The transcript is spliced from 3 exons.
AUGAACGCCCGCGUGGUUGAAGGCGACCUCAUCGAGGCAGAGCCUCUUCUCACCGCCGAGGAACGCGACUCCAUCGACAUCGCGGACGAAACCACACGUUCAGCCGAUCCAGACUCCGGCCACAACCAGCGCUAUGGCCGCCGAGCGUUUGCCGCUCGCUUCCAGGCGAAAAAGCGCAAGACCAUCAUCGCGUUGCUGACGCUUCUCAUGUUCACCCUGAGCACGAGCGGAAUGCUGAUCCUGAUACCCAUCUUCCGGCUCAUGGAAGACGCCGUCUGCCACAUCCACUAUGAAAAAUCCAGGGCCGAGCCGAUCGACGAGCGUCUGUGCAAGGUCGACAGCGUCCAGAAGGAACUGGCUUACCUGGGCGGCAUCUCGGCCAUGCUUAACUCGAUUGUCGGUCUCAUCGCAACUCUGCCGUAUGGUGUCUUGGCAGACCGCAUCGGCCGCAAGCCAAGUUUCAUCCUAGCAUACAUUGGAACAUUUCUCGUGUUCUCAUGGGGACCUUUGAUGCUCGUGGUCGGCAACCAUGUCCGCCUAGCACCACUGGGCUCCGUCUUCUUUCUUCUCGGAGGCGGCAUCCCGGUUGCUAUGAACUCCCUGAAUGCCAUGGUAUCUGAUAUCAGUUCAGAGGCAGAUCGGGCAACCGGCUUUCUGUGUCUCUCGUUCGGAGCUGUUUUGGGAGGUCUGAUCGGGCCCGUCACGGCCGGUCUGCUGAUGGAAAACCUGGGUCCUUGGUCCCCAAUUAUCCUGGUCUAUUGCAUCACGCCUUUUGUUUUCCUGUUGGUGCUGUUUCUGCCCGAGACACUGCCCAUCAAGCUCCGAGACGCCACAGACGACCAGGAAGAGCGGUCACUUUCCGAAAAGCUACGCGGGGAGAUUAAGGAACUCGCCGUGUCACUGGCUCUGCUAAAGAACCGCAACAUCGCCCUGACGCUGCCGGCAUUCCUGAUUCAGCCCGUCCUGUUCGCAGCCUACUCUUCGACCCUCAGUCAGCAUAUCAGCACAUACUUCGGUUGGUCCCUGGCACAAACAAGCUAUCUGCUUUCGCCCCUGAGUAUUCUGCAACUUGUCAUUAUCGUCCUGCUUCCGAAGUCGUCGGGCUUUCUCACGAAUCCGUCCGGGCGGCUCCGGCUGUCCGUCUUCUCCAAGGACCUCCUGCUGACGAGGUUAUCGCUGCUCUUUCUCAUCGCUGGGGCGCUUGUUGAAGGGUUCAGCCGAGAGAUUGUGCUGUUCCUCGUCGGCCUCACGGUUGGAACAUUUGGCUCCUCCCACGGGCCAUUCUGCCGGGCCGUCACAACAAGUUACGUUGACCCUCAGCAAACAUCACGCCUGUACGCCUUGAUUAGCAUGCUGGAAACAGGAUCCGCGCUGCUUGGUGGACCAGUACUGGCCGUGUGCUUCAAUGUUGGCCUGUCAAAGAGAGGGUUGUGGACAGGGCUGCCAUGGUUCUAUGUAGCCACGCUCGUGCUCAUCCCUUUCGCAUGCCUGGCAUUCUUGAGGGAGCCGAAAAAAACAAGCAAUGUGCCGGACUCAGAAGGAGAGGAUAACGGGAACCUUGGAUAUCAGUCGGGCGAGGAACACGACUGA